Mycena citricolor is the source of this 1681-nucleotide messenger RNA. The record is from the annotation of a GenBank genome assembly. NCBI's taxonomy places the organism in Eukaryota, Fungi, Basidiomycota, Agaricomycetes, Agaricales, Mycenaceae.
CUCUUUUCGACUUUGCUUUUGGGUUGAUUGUCACAUAAUUCGAAGACUCCCCUCAUACCCUCCUACCUCAUACCUCUUACCCUGCAUCUUGCACCGCUACGCCCGCUAUAUCCUCUUAAACCUUAUCACCCCACUCACCCUUUUACCGAAUCAUCUAGUCGUCCUCCACUAUCGCAGUGAAGGGUUCAUAUCAAGCAAACAGCACCAGGCCACGGGUAACGUUGAGCCCGACCCAAGCCUUACGGUAGCUACAAGGAGUGCUGCGGAGACCUUCGGGAAAACGCACCUCGGGAUCAUCGGGCACGUGAAGAGCUAGGCCCGGGAUCUUUUUGCUAGCAAAAGAACCUUUCCUCGGGUGCUUGUACAGCACACGAAUCCACCAUUUUGUACCGAUUCCCAUCGUCGUCUGGGAGUCCAUCCCCUCCCCCCAUCGUACCAUCGUCGCCCGAUCUGGCGCAUCAAAACCAACCCGGGCCCUCCGACCCCUACCUCGCCCUCCCACCGCCUGAAGACGAGAUCCCCGACCUCGACGAACUGCCCUCCGAACAACCACCCUCGCCUCCACCUCACACGCCUGCCCCUACCAUGUCAGGGCAUCACCGCAUCACCCUCGCCGCCAACCCCCCCUACUUCGAUGGCGACAAGUCCAAAUACCUGGGCUUUGUGGAUGCGUGCACCACUUACAUCGGUGCCUAUCGAUCGGAGUUCUCACAAGAUGAGACCAAAAUCCUCUUUGUCCUCUCCUACCUCCGUAACGAGAACGGCACGAGCUGCGCUGCCUCGAGAUGGGCGAUGAACUGGAAGCAGCACAACUUCGAUGGCUUCCAGGGACUGAAGGCAGGAGUCACAUCAAAGAACUUCCUGGAGGAGUUUCAGAGGGCGUUCGGGGACUCCAAUGCGGAACAAGUCGCCGCUGCUCGGCUUAUGGCCCUGCGUCAAAACAAACGAUCCUUCGCGGACUACAUCUCCGACUUUGAGAUGUUGGCCGCGGAUGCAGGCUACAAUGUGGUUGACACCACCGACGACAAAGGCGAAUACAAGAAGGGGGACCAGGAUAAUAUCCUCAUCGAGUUCCUGGAGCGCGGACUCAGCAGCGAGAUCGCCAGCCGUCUCUACAACACCGGUGUCCCUCUGCCCAAGGCCUAUGGAGCGUUCAAAGCCUGGUGCAUCAACAUCGAAGCCAAUGCUCUGCGUGACCAGCUGCGCAAAGCGUCGUAUGGGCACUCCACACAACGACCACCUCCCCAGUUCCGUCCCCAAACGGCACCAGUGACGCCCACACCCGCUCCGGCCCGACCCGCUGCCAACGAACCGGUUCCGAUGGAAAUCGAUCGUACCCACGCCCGCGGCCGCAAUAUCAUCUGCUACAACUGUCAGCAGCCUGGGCACAUUGCGCGGAACUGUCCGGAGCCAAGGAAGAAGCGCACAUUCUUCAAUCGGGCCACGAUGCUGGAAGAGAUCGAGAACGGGGACAAGGACAACGAGUUCCUCAAGGAGAUCGCUGAGAAGCUGCGCGAGAAGGGUUUUUGAAGCGCUCCACUCCUCUAGCCAAGGAGGUGGAGCGUCCGGACUAUGGACGAUUUUCUGUACUUGUUUCGAUUAAAGAUACGGACAAUAUUUCAUCUACAUACACGAUCUCAGACUCACUACGUACAAAUAUUCACGAUUUUCUUGUUGCCGA